Emiliania huxleyi CCMP1516 is the source of this 843-nucleotide messenger RNA. RefSeq lists its product as hypothetical. Lineage: Eukaryota; Haptophyta; Isochrysidales; Noelaerhabdaceae. The annotation marks the transcript as partial. The transcript has a single exon. The record is from RefSeq and is a predicted model, not a curated record.
ACGUGUGCCACUCCACUACGCCCAAACUCACACGAUGCCGUCCACUACGCCCUGCUCCUCCGCCUCCGCCUUCGUUGCGAUGAUGGACUCCAAGACGGCCGGCGAAACUGUGCGCUCGAGCACUCCGACGCCGGCUCCCCGCUCGUCGCCCUCUUCUUCAAGCUCGUCCGCUCGCUGCCCGACGACUCUCUCGCCUCGCUGACCGCCGCCGUGCCCGCCGAGCCCGCCUCGCUCGCCGACCUGACGGUGCUCGCCUUCCAGACCCGUGCAACACGCGGUAUGGGCAAGGGCGAGAAGGACCUCUUUUUCAAGAUGCUCGCCGCCCUCCCCGUCGAGGCUGCGACGGCGACGCUCCACCUCGUGCCGCACUUUGGCUACUGGAAGGACUACCUGCUCAUGCAGGGCGUCGCUGGGAUCGACGCGGCGGUCAAGGACAAGGCGCUGUCGCUCCUCGCCGACCAGCUGCUCAAGGACGCGGCCGAGCUCGAGGCGGCCGAGAAGGAGGCGCGCACCCCGAACCUCACCCUGGCGGGCAAGUACGCGCCCCGCGAGGGCUCCGCCUUUGACGGCCUCGCCAAGCGGCUCUCCACACACCUCUUCGGGAACAAGAACGCGGCGGCGUCGGCGCGCAAGUACCGCAAGCUCGUCGCCUCCCUCAACCGCGCCCUCCUCACCACCGAGGUGCUGAUGGCGGCCAACCGCUGGGCGGAGAUUGAGUUCGCGCGCGUCUCGUCCCUCUGCCUGCAGCGGUCGCGCAAGGCCUUCCUCAACGAGGCGCUCAAGGGCAAGCUGGCGCCGGCGCAGGAGGAGACGGGCAACCGCCACCCCGAGGACGAGCAGCGC